Molecule: messenger RNA, 3825 nt
Organism: Lolium perenne
Lineage: Eukaryota; Viridiplantae; Streptophyta; Magnoliopsida; Poales; Poaceae
Product: HSP-interacting protein
Molecular function (GO): protein binding
Source: RefSeq, a predicted model, not a curated record
AUGCAUGGGCCAUCAUCCGGUGGCACCCUCACAGUACCCAAAAACUGUGUGGCUUCCCUUCUGCUCGCGCCUUGUCCACCCCUUGCUCCAUUCUCGUAGCAUGCCUCCUCAUGCUUUGCUUUCCCGUUUGCGUCAUUCCUUCUUCAAGCAUUUUUGCAUUCUCCUUACGUUUACUUUGUUAAAAAAAAUAGGAUAGCUCUCACCAAUUCCCCCCUUCCAGUUGAUGCAUCAUUCUACCGUGUGUAUUCUCGAUGGAGUUUCCAGGGUAGGGUAAGAUUUCCAUUUCCACGGGGAAGAGGGAGGAGUGAAUCAUUGUUGCUCAAUCUCUCUUUCCCGUAUUCCUCAGUUUCAUUCUUGUUAUCAUCGCAACUUCAACUGGAAGGAGGAGCAGAAGAUCUUUUUGUUGAUUCAGGAAGAAGAGGAAAAGUUGGUGCAACAACUUGUAUCAUUCAAAUGGUUUCUUGAUUUGAGAAAAGGGAAGGCUUGCAAAAUCUGAAGCAUGGAGGAAAUACCAAGCGAGAAGCCAAGCGAAUCUGGAUCAAUUAAUUGCGCAAGUAGUUCAGGCAACAGCCAGGACACUCCAAAUUCAUUGGUGGAUAAAGACGAAGGCCUCAUUAUUGGGGUGGUAAACGACUUAAAGGAGGCGGGGAUGGCUGUCGAACUAAAGGAGGGGAUGGCUAUUGAGUUGAAGGAGGAGGGAGUGGCUAUUGAGCUGAAGGAGGAAGGGGCGGUGACUAUCGAAUUGAAGGAUGAGGGCGUGUCUAUCGAAUUGACGGUCGAGGGGGCAUCUACCAAAAUGAAGGAGGGGGUGGCUAUCGACUUGAAGGAGGACAGAACAGCCAUUGAACUGAAGGAGGAGGGUGCUGACUCGAAGGAGGAUGCGGCCGCUAUCGGUUUGAAGGAUGAGGAGGCGAGGAUCAAAUUGGAGGAAGAGACAAGGUUAUCCCAGAAGAGGGACUAUGAGCAGGCUAUCAAACUAAAGGGGGACGGGACAAAGCUAUUCCAGAGGCGGGACUAUGAAGGGGCAGCCUCCAUAUUUGACGAGGCAAUAAAGCUCUUGCCAAAGGAGCAUGGCGAUAUCGCCUUCCUCCACUGCAACAUUGCUGCAUGUUACAUGCACAUGAACCCUGAGGAUUAUGAACGCGCGGUUGAUGAGUGCAAUGCAGCACUGGAGGCAUCACCCAAAUAUACAAAUGCAUUACUGAAAAGGGCGCGAUGCUUUGAAGCAUUGGAUAGGCUGGAUCUAGCUUUUAGUGAUGUGGAAAAGGUGCUGAGCUUCGAACCGAACAACAUUACUGCAUUGGAGCUCUUUGAGAGUAUUAAGGAGGAGAUGGAGGAGAAAGAAAAUAUAUUGGAGGAUCAGGUUGUGUCACCAGUGGAGCAUAAGACGGUAUUUGCAAAAGAGAAGAUCAAGAGGAAAGUAUCUCGAAAAUUCAGAAACUCCAUAGUCCAGGAAGAGGUGUGGUUGAUUCAUGAUGACGAUAUCCAAGAGAAUGAUGAAGAUGACAAUGAAGAAAACUGUGAUGAAGAAAACCAUAUGAAGAUAGAUUUAAGCAAUGAAGAAAAUGACGCCAAGGAGAUGCAGUCGAGGCAUAAUCAUGAUGAAGAUAAAUGUUCCACAGAACAGAACCAUGUGAAACAUGAUGAGAACAAAGAAGGAGAAAAUCAUGAAAACCAACAACUGCAGCACACUUCUUGGGAUAUGGAAGAAAUGCAUCGCAAAGAAAUGCAGAAUCAAAACAAGCAUGAAAAUCCCCUCAAAGAGAUAAAGGUGAGAAGUGGUCAGAGUCAGCAGGAAACACACACAGCACAGAAUCAGGUCGGCGAUGUGGACAAACGUCAAAAGCACAUUGAGGAGGUACACACUACUAGUCAAAGCAAACAAGAAACUCACACUGACAUGUAUGAAAGGUUUAUCAAUGGCAACCAAGUAAAAAACUCCUUAGAGCAGCAUACUAGUCGUGGUGAGGACAAGCAGGAAAACCAAAGUGCAGUCAAACUGCCAAGUCAUGGUAGAGAUGAGCAAAAGCAUACGAGGGAGAAGAGCACAUAUGCUAACGAUGGAGAAACGAAGACUGCAAAGUUUGUUUUGGGAGAUGACAUAAGGAUUGCACUAGUUCCAGAAAAUUGUAGUCUGCUGCAAUUGAUAAACAUAGCUCGGUGUAAGUACAGUCCCCACCUGAAGGCAAUGCUUCUUAAAUUUCAGGACAUAGAGGGUGACUUGGUGACAAUUACAUCAAGUGAAGAACUAAGGUGGGUUGAAGACCUGAAGCAAGGACCAGCUCGAUUGUACAUAAAAGAAGUAAGUCCUGAGCGUGAGAUCACUAGGGACAUUGUUAUGCCCAGUAUAUCUACUGCAACGUUAGAAAGAAAGCAGAGCAUUUCUGAGUGUGGAAGUUCUAGGAUUGCAGAAGAAAAGAACUCAUCAUAUGCUGAUGACUGGAUGAUGCAGUUUGCUCGUCUAUUCAAGAACCAUGUUGGUUUUGAUUCUGAUGCAUAUGUAGAUCUCCGUGACCUUGGUACGCGGCUGUACUAUGAAGCAAUGGAAGACACCAUCACAAGCGACGAAGCUCAGGAGAUAUUUCAUGCAGCAGAGGCAAAAUUUCAAGAAAUGGCAGCUCUAGCAUUGUUUAAUUGGGGCAACAUACACAUGUCUCGUGCAAAGAAGAGAUUAUGUUUAUCUGAAGAUGCUCCAAAAGAAUCUGUACUUUCCCAGGUCAAGCGUGCAUAUGAAUUGGCAUGUGCUGAAUAUGUCAAAGCUGGAAAGAAGUUUGAAGAUACUGUGGACGUAAAACCAGAUUUUUAUGAAGGUCUUAUUGCACUUGGACAUCAACAGUUUGAGCAAGCAAAGCUUUCUUGGCGUUAUGCAGAUGCAUGCAAGGUAGACAUGGGAACUGAAGUACUGGAACUAUUUAACCGUGCUGAGGAUAAUAUGGAAAAAGGAAUGGAGAUGUGGGAGGGAAUAGAAUAUUUGCGACUAAAAGGGAUGUCUAAAUCAAAAAAGGAGAAAAUCCUACUGGACAAGUUGGGCUUGGAUGGGCACCAAAAAGAUUUAACAUCAGAUGAAGCGUUUGAGCAAGCUUCAAAUAUGCGAUCACAGCUAAACAUUUCAUGGGGUACCAUUCUUUAUGAGCGUUCAGUAGUAGAAUUCAAGUUAGGUCUUGCUAGCUGGGAGGAAAGUCUCACCGAAGCAAUUGAAAAAUUUAAGACCGGUGGAGCUUCCCUGGCAGAUAUCAGUGUAAUGAUAAAGAACCACUGUGCGAAUGAGAAAACUCAAGAAGGAUUGAGCUUCAAGAUUGAUGAGAUAGUUCAAGCAUGGAACGAGAUGUACGAUGCUAAAAAGUUGAAAAAUGGACUUGAUGCUGUCGACAUGGAUACCAGUGUUGAUGCUAACUGCAAAAGGCUGCUAACUGUUCGAAACUGUAUAUUCAUGAACUGGACCCGAUGAUAUUACCAAUUCAAGAUAGAAAAGGUGGUCAGGAUGCACUUUUUGAAGUUUACAUGAUAUUUCAGAAGCUGCACAUCUUUUUUACCUAUGCAAAUACCCCAGCUGUGUAUUAUUAGAUACUUAGGUAAUCUCAACUGUUGUAGAGAUUGAAGAGUUAAAGCUCAAUGUGAAAGUUUAUAGUUUUGGAAUGUCUGAAUGGUAUGCACUUCACUAGAAGGAUUUGCCGCUGUAACGUGCUGAUAAAUUGUGUUCAGAUCCACCAUCACCUGUGUGAACAGUACUGGGUUACUGCAGCACAGAUGGAACCUAGCAAUAGAUUAGGGAUAGGAACUUGUCUAGUUUGAAAUACAUAUUUGGUAAGGAGUAUGAUCUGAUAA